This is a messenger RNA of Temnothorax curvispinosus, 1317 nucleotides long. RefSeq names its product meiotic recombination protein W68 (gene mei-W68). Gene Ontology annotation, biological process: meiotic DNA double-strand break formation; reciprocal meiotic recombination; meiotic DNA double-strand break processing. The record is from RefSeq and is a predicted model, not a curated record. NCBI's taxonomy places the organism in Eukaryota, Metazoa, Arthropoda, Insecta, Hymenoptera, Formicidae. Gene Ontology annotation, cellular component: nuclear chromosome. Gene Ontology annotation, molecular function: ATP binding; DNA topoisomerase type II (double strand cut, ATP-hydrolyzing) activity; DNA binding. The coding region runs from base 1 to 1317 and encodes 438 amino acids. The transcript has 5 exons.
AUGCUGAAUUUAAGGGAAACGAAAGUGCUCGUUAGGCAAACAAUCGCGUCAACCGCCAAUCAAUUUUUGAGCGCUCAAGAGAAAUAUAUUAAAAUACCGAUAGUCGACAAUAAAGAGUUAAGGAAGGAUUUAAUCGCGCGCAUUGAAGCUGUUACGCUGAAAAUAAUAGAACAUAUAUCUACCGGACAGGCACCGUACAUAUCGUACUUUAGCGACCAAAAUGUUAUUUCAAAAUCCAGCGUACGUGAAGAGAACGUUUAUCCAGAAUGCUCAGUCGAUCCUCGAACGAAAACGAUGUCCUUCAACGAUAACUUAACUGAUUUUGCCGAAGAGCAAGAAGCAGAUGAUGGAGAUAAUCCUAAAAAUCCUAAAAAUCCUAAAAAUUCUAAAAAUCCUAAAAAUCCCAAAAAUCCUAAAAAUUCGGGAAAGACAAUCGUCGAUUUCGCGGUGAAAAGCAGCAGAAAUAAAUUUGUUCUAAUGGUAGUACUAAUGGCCGAGGCUCAUCGUUUGCUGUUAACAAACACGGCUAAGACCAGACGAUCAUUUUAUUACGAUCUGAAGAAUGAGACCACCGACGAUUUGGUACCUAAUCAAAGAUACGUCGAUCGUACGUUGAACGAUGUCGCUAAUUUAUUAGAAUGCGCGCCAUGGGAUUUGAGACUGCUGGCAACGGCUAAAGGAUUGGUGGCAGGAAAUAUGACCAUCACACUAGUCGACAAUCAAGUCAUUGAUUGUACGAUAUCGGGUGGCGCGCAGAUUCCGCAGAUUAUUUCGAACGUAACUUCCAUUCGUCUGAAAGCCGAUUUCGUCUUGGUCAUUGAGAAGGACGCGGUCUUUCAAAAAUUGCUCGAGGAAAACUGCACUCGCGCUCUAGGAUGCAUUCUAGUGACGGGAAAGGGCUAUCCGGACGUAGCUACGAGGAUGCUGGUCAAAAUGCUAUCCGAGAAGAUGGACUUACCGGUUUAUAUAGUCGUAGACCCGGAUCCUUUUGGCGUAGACAUCAUGUUAAUUUAUCGCUUCGGCUCGUCGACUCUUCGUAAAGAAAACGAGACCCUGGCUUGUCCUAAUGCGCGUUGGCUCGGAAUCCAUCCCUCGGAACUGAUUACUUUAGGAGCGAAAACAAUUCCGCUCACCAACGCUGAUCUUGUAAGAUUGAGAUCCAUCGAAGCCCGGAGUUACGUAAACGAAGCUAUAUCGAAACAACUGAGUAUAUUGCGUAAGGGCAAGGCAGAAAUAGAGGCGGUGUCCUCUUUUGCAAAGAACUUUUUUACUGCGACGUAUUUAUCUUACAAAAUAGAUGGCCAGGAUUAUAUUUAA